AUGGUCAUGGGUAUUGCGGCCAUGAAUUCUACUACACAACUAAAGCAACGUCAAAGGAAAGAUUAUCCUUACAUCCUAGAAUAUCGGACACGGUGGGCAGACAAUGACAUGUAUGACCACAUGAACAACUCUGUCUAUAAUUUCCUCUUCGACUCGGUGAUCAACACUUAUCUUAUGGAACACUGCGGAUUAAAACCACCGACUUCUGCACAGCAUCCACUUAUGGCCCACACCCAUUGCGACUACUUCUCAGCAAUUUCUUUCCCUCAAGUGGCUGAAUUAUGCCUCAGAGUGAACAGGCUGGGGAAGUCUAGUGUCACAUACGAGGUUGGCCUCUUUGAGAAAGGUGUUGAGAACGUCAAGGCUGUUGGAGCAUUUGUUCAUGUAUUCGUUGAACGAUCAACCUUGCGACCGCAUGCCAAUGGAAUGAACACCCAGCUGAGAAAUGGACUUGAAAGACUAGCCACGGGGAAACAGUCUAGCAACCUCUAG
Truncatella angustata is the source of this 492-nucleotide messenger RNA. RefSeq names its product thioesterase superfamily protein. Gene Ontology annotation, molecular function: fatty acyl-CoA hydrolase activity. The record is from RefSeq and is a predicted model, not a curated record. The transcript is spliced from 3 exons. Lineage: Eukaryota; Fungi; Ascomycota; Sordariomycetes; Amphisphaeriales; Sporocadaceae. Bases 1 to 492 code for a protein of 163 amino acids. Gene Ontology annotation, cellular component: mitochondrion.